Messenger RNA from Camellia sinensis, 783 nucleotides. NCBI's taxonomy places the organism in Eukaryota, Viridiplantae, Streptophyta, Magnoliopsida, Ericales, Theaceae. The record is from RefSeq and is a predicted model, not a curated record.
AUGUCAGAUGCUACCAAAACCAUCUUGGAGGUACCUCGUUCCGCAACUAAUUUACCAGAAGAAAGCAAAGAAGUGAUGGUUGUAAAGGAUCAAACUGGAAGGAAAUGGAAGUUUGAGGUGGCGAUAAAGGAUGAUGAGAAGCAAAAAAGGUUGCAAGGCGAAUGGAGCCAGUUUACUAAGGCUCAUGGUCUCAUGAAAGCGCAGCGGAAGCAGAAGGGGCCCGAGGCCGCCGCCCGGCUUCUGCUUCCGACGGUGACGCCGCUGACGAAGUGCAAGCUGAGGCUGUUGAAGCUGGAGCGAAUCAAGGACUAUCUUUUGAUGGAAGAAGAGUUCGUGACCAAUCAGGAGAGAUUGAAGCCCCAAGAGGAGAAGACUGAGGAGGAUCGAUCUAAGGUCGACGAUCUGCGGGGCUCGCCGAUGAGCGUUGGCAAUCUCGAGGAGCUGAUCGAUGAGAAUCACGCCAUCGUGUCGUCGUCGGUGGGGCCGGAGUACUAUGUCGGGAUUUUGUCGUUCGUUGACAAGGAUCAGCUCGAGCCUGGUUGCGCGAUUUUGAUGCAUAAUAAGGUUCUUUCUGUUGUUGGGCUUCUUCAAGAUGAAGUUGAUUCCAUGGUGUCUGUCAUGAAGGUUGAAAAGGCUCCUUUGGAAUCGUAUGCUGAUAUAGGUGGGUUGGAUGCUCAGAUACAGGAAAUCAAAGAAGCAGUUGAACUCCCUCUGACACACCCUGAACUAUCUGAGAAAGUGAAGUUAGUAUCGAUGGGUUUGUCCGGCGGACGGCUAAGGUGA